Molecule: messenger RNA, 3018 nt
Organism: Auxenochlorella protothecoides
Lineage: Eukaryota; Viridiplantae; Chlorophyta; Trebouxiophyceae; Chlorellales; Chlorellaceae
Product: Superkiller viralicidic activity 2-like 2
Exons: 14
Coding region: 1-3018 (1005 amino acids)
Biological process (GO): RNA catabolic process; maturation of 5.8S rRNA
Cellular component (GO): nucleus
Molecular function (GO): RNA helicase activity; ATP binding; RNA binding
Source: RefSeq, a predicted model, not a curated record
AUGGAGGCCACAGCGGAGGGGCUCGCCAAAGCCGCUGCGACUCGGGAAGCUCUGAAGAAGAAAAAGAGGGAGUUGGAACUGAUCGAAGAUGGGCCCCCAUCCAAGAAGCCAACGGGUGCAGCACCAUCUGCCGUGUGCACGCAUGAGGUAGCUUGCCCAAAGGGCUUUGACCCCAGCAGCAUCACCCUCGACCCUGAGCUCUAUGGAACAUUGGAGGACCCGCAGUGGAAGGGGAAGCCCGCCAAGGAGUACCCCUUUGUCCUGGACUCUUUCCAAGCCAAGGCGGUGGCCUGCGUGGAGCGCAAGGAGAAUGUGCUGGUGGCCGCCCACACCUCUGCCGGGAAGACGGCGAUCGCAGAGUACGCCAUCGCCAAGGCCUUCGCCAUGGGCCAGCGCGUUUUCUACACCUCCCCCAUCAAGGCACUGAGCAACCAGAAGUUCCGCGAGCUGUCGGAGGAGUUUGGCGACGUGGGCCUGAUGACAGGGGACGUUUCCAUCAAUCCCAACGCCGCCUGCAUUGUCAUGACCACGGAGAUCCUGCGCUCCAUGAUCUACAGGGGCUCCGAGCUGCUGCGCGAGACGGCGUGGAUCGUGUUUGAUGAGGUUCACUACAUGCAGGACCGGGAGCGCGGCGUGAUCUGGGAGGAGACGAUCAUCUUUGCGCCCAAGGAUGCGCGCAUGGUCUUCCUCUCCGCCACGCUUUCCAACGCCACUGAGUUUGCCGACUGGGUGGCCUCGGUGCACCAGUCCCCCUGCCACGUGGUGUACACCGAGUUCCGACCCACCCCCCUGCGCCACUUUGCAUUUCCCUCGGGCGGGGACGGGCUGUAUCUGGUGAUGAACGAAUUUGGCGAGUUCCGAGACGACAACUUCCAGAAGCUUCAAAAGGUGCUGGGCAAGGGCGGCGACGGCGGGCAGGAGGGCAAGGGCAAGAGGGGCGGCGGCGGCGGCGGCGGGAAGCCCACCGGCGCCUCGGCGGCACAAGACCUCCGCAAGAUUGUGAUGCUGAUCAAGGAGCGAAAGCUGGACCCCGUCAUCGUCUUCAGCUUCAGCCGCAGGGAGUGCGAAUCCAAUGCCAUGCUGAUGGCCAAGGCCGACCUGGGAGCCCUGGACUUCAAUACCCAGGAAGAAAAGGAGACGGUGGAUGCGGUGUUCCAAUCCGCCCUCCAGUGCCUGUCCGAGAAGGACCGGGACCUGAGGGCGGUGGCGCACAUCUACCCCCUGCUGCGCUGCGGCAUCGGCAUCCACCACUCCGGCCUGCUGCCCAUCAUCAAGGAGGUGGUGGAGAUCCUGUUCCAGGAGCAGCUGAUCAAGUGCCUGUUUGCCACCGAGACCUUUGCCAUGGGCCUCAACAUGCCUGCCCGCACGGUGGUCUUCACGGCGAUGCGAAAGUGGGACGGGCAGGAGGAGCGGUGGAUGGGGAGCGGGGAGUACAUUCAGAUGAGCGGCCGCGCGGGGCGGCGAGGAAAGGACGACCGCGGGAUGACCAUCAUGAUGAUGAACAACAGCAUGGACGAGGCCACGUGCAAGGCCAUCAUCAAGGGCAAGGCCAACCCGCUGCUCUCCUCCUUCCGCCUGUCCUAUUACACCCUGCUCAACCUGAUGCGGCGGGUGGAGGGCAGCGGGGCCAGCAUGGAGUAUGUCAUCCAGCACUCCUUCUCCCAGUUUCAGCACGAGAAGGAGCUGCCAGCGCUGGAGGCCCGGCUGGAGGAGGUUCAGGCGGCAGUGGCGGCCAUCGGGGACGCGGGGGAGGAGACGGCGGCGGAGUACACCAGGCUCAAGACGCGGCUGGCGGAGCUGGAAAGCACGCUCGCUGCGGAGGUCAGGAAGCCGGAGCGGUGCCUGCACUACCUGAGGCCGGGCCGCCUCGUCCGCGUGGUCCAGGAGGGUGUGGACUGGGGCUGGGGCGUGGUGGUCAGCGCGAUGCGGGAGGAGCGUGGCAACGCCCCGCCCGCCGCCGCGCCUGCCUACCACAUGGACACGCUGCUGUGCUGCGCCGGGGUCGUGGGCGGCGAGCCCACCCCGGCCCUGCUCGACGACGAGCGGGGCAGCAUGGAGGUGAUCCCGGUGCCCCUAGGCCUGCUGCACGCGCUGAGCACGCUGCGCAUCAGCAUCCCGCAGGACCUGCGCCCGCCGGAGGCGCGCCGCGCCGUGCUGCAGACGCUGAAGGCGCUGCGCGGAAGGUACCCCGGCGGCGCCCUGCCUCUCCUUCACCCCGUCGACGACAUGGGCAUCGAGGACACUGGCGUGGCGGCCGCUGCCGCCGAGCGCGAGGAGGUUGCCGCCGCGUUGACGGCCAACCCCAUCUCUAAGGCGGAGCGCGGGGAGGGCGAGGCCUCGCUGAUGGCUCCCCUGCGCGAGAAGGCGCGGCUGAUGGCUGAGGCCGAGUCGCUGGCGGCACGCAUGCGAGCCUCACAGCUGACCAGCUUCCGGGACGAAGCGCGUCACCGCGGCGCGGUCCUGCGCAAGCUGGGCUAUGUGGACGGGGAGGGAGUGGUGACGCUCAAGGGGCGCGUGGCCUGUGAGAUCAACACCGCCGAUGAGCUGCUGGCAACGGAACUGAUGCUGAACGGCACCUUCAAUGCCCUGGAUCGGCACCAGCUGGUGGCCAUGGUGUCCUGCCUGGUGCAGGUGGAGAAGAGCAACGAGCAGAUCCGGCUGAAGGAGAGCCUGGCGCGGCCGCUGCAGGCGCUGCAAGACGCCGCGCGGCGCAUUGCCGAGGUGUCGGUGGAGUGCAGGCUGGAGGUGAAGGUGGACGAGUACGUGGAGUCAUUUUGGCCCUUCCUCAUGGACGUUAUCUACGCCUGGUCCAAGGGCGCAUCCUUUGCUGAGAUCUGCGAGAUGACAGACCUGUUUGAGGGCAGCAUCGUCAGGGCAACGAGGCGGCUGGAUGAGCUGAUGAGCGAGCUGGAGCGGGCCGCGCUGGCGGUGGGCGACGCAGGACUGGCCGCCAAGAUCGCCGAGUCGCGGGACACCAUCCGACGAGACAUCAUGUUUGCUGCCUCCCUGUAUAUUUGA